Artibeus jamaicensis (Jamaican fruit-eating bat) is the source of this 2881-nucleotide messenger RNA. RefSeq names its product mannosyl-oligosaccharide glucosidase (gene MOGS). The transcript has 4 exons. Gene Ontology annotation, molecular function: Glc3Man9GlcNAc2 oligosaccharide glucosidase activity. Bases 153 to 2672 code for a protein of 839 amino acids. Gene Ontology annotation, cellular component: endoplasmic reticulum membrane. NCBI's taxonomy places the organism in Eukaryota, Metazoa, Chordata, Mammalia, Chiroptera, Phyllostomidae. The record is from RefSeq and is a predicted model, not a curated record. Gene Ontology annotation, biological process: protein N-linked glycosylation; oligosaccharide metabolic process.
GAUGCGGAAGCUUAGAAGGAGGCGCUGGCGGGCUUCUGCAACUGACAGCUCAGUGGCCGCCGGGACGCUGCGCUGGAGCGGGGGAGCCAAGGCAGAAUCCGGGCUCCUUUACCGCUUCUCCAAGCUGCCGCGACGCCGAUCUCCGUGCCAGGAUGGCUCGGGGCGAGCGGCGGCGCCGCGGAGCACCGACAAAUGGAGGGCGGACGGCUGAGGGGGCGGCUCGGGGUGGCCCUACGCGACGGGAAAGGCGGGCCGGCGUGGCCCGUGGCACUGUCGGGGGAGCCGUUCUGGCCAUCGUGGUCCUGCCUCUGGCCCUGACCCUGUCGGGAAGCUGGCUGCUGGCGUGGCACCGUGCGCGGCGGGCAGUCACGCUGCACUCCGCGCCCCCAGCGCUGCCUCCGGACUCUUCUAGCCCUGCCGUGGCUCCGGACCUUUUCUGGGGCACCUACCGUCCACACGUCUACUUCGGCAUGAAGACCCGCAGCCCGCAGCCCCUCCUCACCGGACUAAUGUGGGCACAGCAAGGCGCCGCCUCAGGGACCCCUAGGCUCAGGCACACGUGUGAACAGGGGGACGGCGUGGGUCCCUAUGGCUGGGAGUUUCACGACGGUCUCUCCUUCGGGCGGCAACACAUCCAGGAUGGGGCCUUAAGGCUCACCACUGAAUUCGUCAAGAGACCUGGGGGUCUGCACGGAGGGGACUGGACCUGGAGAGUGACUGUAGAGCCUCAGGCCUCAGGUACCUCUUCCUUCCCUUUGGUGUCCCUGUUCUUCUACGUGGUGACAGAUGGCAAGGAAGCCCUAGUGCCAGAGGUUGGGGCUAAGGGGCAGUUGAAGUUCAUCAGUGGGCACUCCAGCGAACUUGGGGACUUCCGUUUUACACUUCUGGCACCAACCAGUCCAGGGGAUACUGCUCCCAAGUAUGGCAGCUACAAUGUCUUCUGGUCCUCCAACCCAGGACUUCCCUUGCUGACAGAGAUGGUGAAGAGUCGCCUAAAUAGCUGGUUUCAGCAUCGGCCCCCAGGAGCCUCCCCUGAUCGCUACCUUGGCCUGCCAGGAUCUCUGAAGUGGGAGGACAGAGGCCCAAGUGGGCAAGGUCAGGGACAAGGGCAAUUCUUGAUACAACAGGUGACACUGAGAGUCCCUUUUUCUAUGGAGCUGGUGUUUGAAUCAGGCAGUGCCCAGGCAGGAGGAAACCGAGCCCUGGGGCAGCUGUCAGGCAGCCAGCUGACUCAGGCCCUGGAGGCCCAUACUAAAGCCUUUAGAGAGCGCUUUGAGAAGACCUUCCGGUUGCAGGAGAAGGGUCUGAGCCCUGAGGAGCAAUCUUUGGGUCAGGCUGCCCUCAGCGGCCUCCUUGGUGGGAUUGGCUACUUCUAUGGACAGGGUCUCGUGUUGCCAGACAUAAGUGAUGAGGGAUCUGAGCAGAAGGUGGCCCCAGCCCUCUUUCCACCUGUCCCUCUUUUCACAGCAGUGCCCUCCAGGUCAUUCUUCCCACGAGGCUUCCUUUGGGAUGAGGGCUUUCACCAGCUACUGGUCCAGCGGUGGGAUCCCCACCUCACCCGGGAUGCCUUAGGCCACUGGCUGGGACUACUCAAUGCCGAUGGCUGGAUUGGGCGGGAACAGGUGCUGGGGGAUGAGGCCCGAGCCCGAGUACCCCCAGAAUUCCUGGUGCAACGAGCAGCCCAUGCCAACCCCCCAACCCUGCUUUUGCCUGUAGCCCACAUGCUAGAGGGUGGUGAUCCCGCCGACUUAGCCUUUCUCCGCAGGGCCUUCCCUCGCCUGCGUGCCUGGUUCUCUUGGCUCCAUGAGAGCCAGGCAGGACCAGAGCCACUAUCUUACCGUUGGCGGGGUCGGGACCCAGCCUUGCCAACCCUACUGAACCCCAAGACACUGCCUUCAGGGCUAGAUGACUAUCCUCGAGCUUCACACCCUUCAGCUGCCGAACGGCACCUGGACCUGCGAUGCUGGGUGGCACUGGGCGCUCGUGUGCUUGUGCAGCUUGCAGAGCAGGUGGGAGAGGCUGAAGCAGCUGCAGAGCUGCGCCCACUGGCAGCCUCGCUGGGGGCAGAGGAGAUCCUGGAUGAGCUGCACUGGGCCCCAGAGCUAGGAAUCUUUGCAGACUUUGGAAACCACACAAAAGCAGUACAGCUGAAGCCUCAUCCCCCUCAUGGGCUGAUUCGGGUGGUGGGCCGGCCCCACCCUCGAUUGCAAUAUGUGGAUGCUUUGGGCUAUGUCAGUCUUUUUCCCUUGCUGCUGCGGUUGCUUGACCCUCACUCAUCCCGUCUUGGGCCGCUGCUGGAUAUUCUUGCUGACAGCCGCCAUCUCUGGAGUCCCUUUGGUUUGCGCUCCCUUGCAGCCUCCAGCCCUUUUUAUGGCCAGCGCAAUUCAGAGCAUGACCCUCCCUACUGGCGGGGUGCUGUAUGGCUCAAUGUCAACUAUCUGGCCCUAGGGGCUCUCCACCACUAUGGGCAGCUGGAGGGUCCCCACCAAGCCCGGGCUGCCAAGCUCCACAGUGAGCUCCGUGCCAAUGUGGUGGGCAAUGUGUUGCGGCAGUACCAGACGACAGGUUUCCUCUGGGAGCAGUACAGUGACCGGGAUGGACGGGGAAUGGGCUGCCGCCCCUUCCAGGGUUGGACCAGCCUUGUCUUACUGGCCAUGGCUGAAGACUACUGAAGGGAGAAUGUGGGAGGGGAGCCAGACCCCUUGUGCCACUCUAGACUACAUGGACCAGGUCUGUAGCUUCUGCCCCCAGCUACCAGUGCUUCAAAACCUCAUCUCAGGUGUCUCCUUACUGUCAUCCCACACAGCACUGGGGUGAAUGUGAAUUCAGAGUCUAUUUUUCUAAAUAAAUUGCAAAACCAUGAGAAACUAUUGUUUCUGCU